This is a messenger RNA of Antechinus flavipes (yellow-footed antechinus), 4490 nucleotides long. It is a transcript of the gene KDM4A, whose product is annotated as lysine demethylase 4A. Bases 341 to 3394 code for a protein of 1017 amino acids. The record is from RefSeq and is a predicted model, not a curated record. NCBI's taxonomy places the organism in Eukaryota, Metazoa, Chordata, Mammalia, Dasyuromorphia, Dasyuridae. Gene Ontology annotation, cellular component: nucleus. Gene Ontology annotation, molecular function: histone H3K9 demethylase activity; histone H3K36 demethylase activity. Gene Ontology annotation, biological process: chromatin remodeling. The transcript is spliced from 23 exons.
GCGAGAAGGCGGGAGGCGGAGCUGAUUGAGUCCCCGGUCGGAGGUGGUCGCGGUGAAGGCGGUCGAUCGCGUUCCGCGGAGCCCGAGGCGGCGCCAGCGCCAGGCCCGAGAUCCGCGGGGGAGAGGCGGCCACGCGUGGAGAUCCCGAAGGGCUGCCUUCCGUUUCCUUCUCCAGCUCGUUUACAGAUGGAGAAACUGAAGCACACGGAGAGAAGUGACCGGCCCAGGGUCACACGGCUGCUGAGUGACUGAGCCAGAGUGGAAUUCAGAUCUUCUUGCCCCGGGCCUGUGGUCCAUUCACCCAGAGAGCAGAAGUUCUCAGUCUAAAGGUGGAUUCCGCAUGCAAACAGAUUCUGCAGUGGAGCCUGAUCUAGGACGAGCAGGCAGCAUGGCUUCCGAGUCGGAGAGCCUGAACCCCAGCGCCCGCAUCAUGACUUUCUACCCCACCAUGGAGGAGUUUCGGACCUUCAGCCGCUACAUCGCCUACAUCGAGUCCCAAGGAGCGCACCGGGCGGGGCUGGCCAAGGUGGUUCCUCCAAAGGAGUGGAAGCCGAGGUCGACCUAUGACGACAUCGAUGACUUGGUCAUCCCGGCCCCCAUCCAGCAGGUGGUGACUGGGCAGUCCGGCCUCUUCACCCAGUACAACAUCCAGAAGAAAGCCAUGACUGUUCGGGAGUUCCGCAGGAUAGCCAACAGUGACAAGUACUGUACUCCCCGCUACAAUGAAUUUGAAGAGCUUGAGCGAAAAUACUGGAAAAAUCUAACGUUUAAUCCCCCCAUCUAUGGUGCUGAUGUGAAUGGGACACUGUAUGAAAAGCACGUAGAUGAGUGGAACAUCGGCCGCUUGAACACCAUCCUGGAUGUGGUGGAGAACGAGAGCGGGAUCACCAUCGAGGGCGUUAACACUCCCUACCUCUACUUCGGCAUGUGGAAGACCUCCUUCGCCUGGCACACGGAGGACAUGGACCUGUAUAGCAUCAACUACCUGCAUUUUGGGGAGCCCAAGUCCUGGUACUCCAUUCCCCCAGAGCAUGGCAAACGUUUGGAGCGUCUGGCCAAAGGUUUCUUCCCAGGAAGUGCCCAAAGUUGUGAAGCUUUUCUCCGCCAUAAAAUGACCUUGAUUUCCCCUUCAAUCCUGAAGAAAUAUGGCAUCCCCUUUGAUAAGGUGACCCAGGAGGCUGGAGAAUUUAUGAUCACGUUUCCUUAUGGCUACCAUGCCGGCUUCAACCACGGAUUCAACUGUGCUGAGUCUACCAACUUUGCCACCCUUCGUUGGAUCGAGUAUGGCAAACAAUCUGUUCUGUGCUCUUGCCGGAAGGAUAUGGUGAAGAUAUCUAUGGAUGUAUUUGUGCGCAAGUUCCAGCCAGAGCGGUACAAGCUGUGGAAAGCAGGCAAAGAUGCCCCUGUCAUUGAUCACACUCUGCCCACCCCUGAGGCUGCUGAGUUCCACAAGGGGGAGCAGCAGGACUGUCCGGAGGAGGCCCUGGACGGCAGUGGGGACCCAGUCAAUGAGGAUGCCAGGAGAAGCCCCACCAAGCAUCGGAUUGGAGCCAAGAGGCACCGGGUGUGUCUUGAGGUGCCUCAGGAGGUGAGUGAGAGCGAGGCUUUUGCCCAGAGAGAACCCUAUGAGAUGGAUGGGGAGCAGGCAGCUGUUGCUCCUGGGAAGUCUGGCCCAGACUUGCUGUCACCACUGCGAGCUGAGAACGGCACCCUCCUCUCACCAGAUUAUCCAGACUCUGCUGAAGUCAAAUUUGAAGAACUUAAGAAUGUCAAAUUGGAAGAGGAAGAGGAAGAAGCCGCAGCCUUGGACCUCUCUCUGUCCAGAACACAUCAGGCCUCCAAAAAGAGCCGAGCUCGCGGUUCUGAGAGCCGGUCUCAUCGAGCACGCCGAGCCCCGGCUGCCCACAGCUGUGCCCAGGAAGAGGAUUCAGAGCAAGAGCUCUCCGAGAAUGGAGAGGAGGAGAGUCAGAAGUCCAAGGGCCGUCGGCAGCCCCUGAGCAAGCUUCCCCGGCAUCACCCGCUUGUGGCCCAAGAGUGUGGCAGUGAUGAUGAUGCCAGUGAGCAGCUGACCCCAGAAGAGGAGGCUGAAGAAACGGAGGCUUGGGCCAAGCCCCUGAGUCAGCUCUGGCAGAACCGACCUCUGAACUUCGAGGCCGAAAGGGCGUACAAUGAGAACAUGGCUCAGCAGCCCCCGCACUGUGCAGUUUGUAUGAUUUUCCAAACCUACCAACAGGCCGAGGGGGGAGGCCACAACCAGAGCUGGGCAGACGGGCCUGAGGCGGCCCCUGGGAGGCGCAGAACCAGGCCUCUGAUCCCCGAGAUGUGCUUCACUGCCACGGGCUGCAGCACCGACCUCAGCCUCUCCACGCCCUACCUGGAGGAGGACGGCACCAGCAUCCUCAUCACCUGCCGGAAGUGCUGUGUCUGCGUCCACGCCAGCUGUUACGGAGUCUCCCCUGAGCAGGCCUCAGAUGACUGGAUGUGCUCUCGGUGUGCGGCCAGCGCCUUAGAGGAGGGCUGCUGCCUGUGCUCGCUGCGAGGAGGAGCCCUGCAGAGAGCGAAUGAUGAUCGGUGGGUCCACGUAAUGUGUGCCAUUGCAGUCCUGGAAGCUAAGUUUGUCAACAUCGCAGAGCGCAGCCCGGUGGAUCUGAGCAAAAUCCCUCUUCUUCGCUUCAAGCUGAAAUGCGUCUUCUGUAAGAAGCGGAGGAAGAGGGCGGCUGGCUGCUGUGUUCAGUGCUCCCAUGGCCGUUGCCCGACCUCCUUCCACGUGAGCUGUGCGCAGGCCGCCGGGGUGAUGAUGCAGCCGGACGACUGGCCCUUUGUGGUCUUCAUCACCUGCUUUCGGCACAAGGUUCCUUCUCAGGCAGAGCGCGCCAAAGGCGCCCUCCAGGACCUUUCUGCGGGCCAGACGGUCAUCAGUAAGCACAAGAACGGGCGCUUCUACCAGUGCGAGGUGGUCCAGCUCUCCACAGAGACCUUCUACGAGGUCAACUUUGAUGACGGCUCCUUCAGUGACAACCUCUACCCCGAGGACAUUGUGAGUCGUGACUGCCUCCAGUUGGGGCCCCCUGCCGGAGGGGAAGUGGUCCAAGUGAGAUGGACAGACGGACAAGUCUAUGGAGCGACGUUCGUAGCUUCCCAUCCCAUCCAGAUGUACCAGGUGGAGUUUGAAGAUGGCUCCCAGCUCAUGGUGAAGAGGGAUGACGUUUACACGCUGGAUGAGGAGCUCCCCAAGAGAGUCAAGUCCCGGCUGUCGGUGGCCUCGGACAUGCGCUUCACAGAGAUCUUCACAGAGAAGGACGUCGGGCAGGAAAAGAAACGGCAGCGGGUCAUCAACUCUCGGUACCGAGAAGACUAUAUUGAGCCGGCGCUCUACCGGGCCAUCAUGGAGUAGGGGAGAGGGACUGCAUGGACCCAGCUGGUCAGCGGGGAGCACUCCGGGGGCGUGAGCCCCCCACGCCCGUGGAACUCGGAGUGGAAUUUUGAAAACUCAGAUUGUACAAACCAAAUGAACUAGCUCUUCCUCCCGUGCCCCAUUCCCUUCCCUGGUCCUUCUGCCACACAUUGCCGUGAAGAAGGGAGGCUGAGCUCUGAGCCGGGGUCCCGGACAUGUGGUGGUGGGCCUGCGGCCAGCAGGAGCCCCCACCCCCGAAGAGACCGGGCCCUGCUUGUGGGGACUGGGAGCUGGUGCUAUCUGCGCCCCUGCCCCGCGGGCGUGUGCAAGCGUGCCCAGGGAGCGGGGGAGCGCGCGGACCUUGGCCGGCCGGCCGGACAGACAGACAGACGGAGCGAGGAGCAGGCAGCAUUCCUCGCGCUUGCCCCCUUUCUCCUUUUUAUAUUUAUGUAUGCUUGGUCUCCACUGGCUUCCGUUGCUCCCUGGUGCUUCUGACCGAAGCCCUCGAGUUGGGGGGAGGCUGGAAGGAGUCACCCGGAGAAACUAAUGUGAAGCACUACACCUCAGUUCUUGCCACCAGGGGCUGAGCUGGGUACUGGGAGCUCCUUCCCUCGGGUGGGCGCAGGCUGCGAAAGCACUAGGGGGGGGGGGUCCUUGAGCCCCUGAGGAGCCCCUUACUUGCCUCUGGGCAAUGGAGUCUCAAGGUCCUGCCCCCUUCUGGACCUGCCCUGAGGCAGGGAGAGGGGGCACUUUUGGACCCGGCUUCUUGGUACCCUGAAUGGUGCAGUGAAGUGGAGGGUGGGGGGUGGGGGGGAAGUUGGGGGGAGGGGAAGGGGGCAUCAUAAUGAUGGUCAGUCAGGCCCACCUGCAGCAGGGGAGGGGGAGGCACUGCUGUGGGGGGAGCACCUGUGGGCAUUAACUGGUGAAGCUGUCAAUCAUGUAGGGGCUUUGGGGGGAACUGAGCACGGGGAUCCCAUGAAUUUGCUGUGCGGGCCUGGAGUUCUGCCAACCCCACUCCCUGUGUGCAGGAGAACCAGGGAUUUGAUCCUUUGCCUUUUUGUUACACUCGAUGCUAUAAAACCAAAUUAUUUUGAAA